Molecule: messenger RNA, 1011 nt
Organism: Pristis pectinata (smalltooth sawfish)
Lineage: Eukaryota; Metazoa; Chordata; Chondrichthyes; Rhinopristiformes; Pristidae
Product: coiled-coil domain-containing protein 17-like
Exons: 5
Coding region: 38-841 (267 amino acids)
Source: RefSeq, a predicted model, not a curated record
UAUCCCUCUGUUUUAUAUUUCAUUGAUUCAGGAGGACAUGAAGCCUCAAACUCCAGCUCUUGCUAAGCAGUUUCUGGAUUCCAUUGAGGGGUUUGGACCUGCUCCUUAUGACCCAGUAGCUGGUUUUGUGGUGUUCUAUGACUUCCUGCUGGGGUUGGAUCCUGUGUAUCGUGUUAGCCGCCUGGUUGUGGGGCUGUACCAUGGCACAGAAGAAAUGGGAGAUCCUUCCCCACUUCCAGCUGCCUACUGUGACAUCAGCAGCUCGCCUGCCUACUUCCCAGACACCAACCGGGGCAAUGGAGCAAUCCUGGCAGUCAAGCAAGUUGUCCCCAGGGUGCGUCCAUCUUCUGGUAUCAGUCUUGUCAUGGAACUUCAGGCUUCUGGUGGCUCUGAUCCCUAUGGACAGGACAUCAACCGUCUUGUCUCACGAGGCUGGAUCAAGGCAGAUAUUUUUGACAGUCAGAAUUGUGUAAUUAGUGGACGAUGGAAGGUUCCAGUUCGUGUUCUUCCAGUUAUCCCAUCCAUGACCACGGGUGAACUGAAUGGAGUGCCUCAGUUGGGAAAUGCAGAAUUGUAUUUUCGUUUAGUCAAUGCAAGAGAUGCCAACGUCCAGACAACUGCUGCUAUCGAUCCCAACAAUGCUAGACUGUAUAAAUACCCACCACUGGCUGCAGUACGCACUAGUAUCCCCAUUGAUGCUCCAUUUUCAUCCUAUCGUCCAUCUAACCAUUAUGCAACAAUGCAGCUGGUCUACCCUGCUUUUGGAGAGAGUGUGGACCCUCCUCCCCCCUCUGCUAAUACAGUAGUCCCCCACUACUCUGCCUCAGCUCGAACUCAAUAAGGACAGUCAAUAGCUGGAAGAAGCAACAUUCAAAUAUGUGCAACAAUGUUCCACCGGUCCGGCUGAAUGAUAUGGAAAAGAAAAUUCUGGAAAGUGGAAGUUUUGACUGAUAAGUGACUCUGACAGGACCUCUUGAUGAAUUAGAAAUUUUCUUGAUGUGUAAACUACAA